Messenger RNA from Lasiodiplodia theobromae, 1851 nucleotides. Its product is annotated as Actin cortical patch. Gene Ontology annotation, cellular component: cortical actin cytoskeleton. Gene Ontology annotation, molecular function: actin filament binding. The record is from RefSeq and is a predicted model, not a curated record. NCBI's taxonomy places the organism in Eukaryota, Fungi, Ascomycota, Dothideomycetes, Botryosphaeriales, Botryosphaeriaceae. Bases 1 to 1851 code for a protein of 616 amino acids. The transcript has 4 exons. Gene Ontology annotation, biological process: actin filament depolymerization; positive regulation of actin filament depolymerization.
AUGUCGAUCUCCUCCACUGCCAUUUGGGCCGCCGCGCCCACUACCACGCGCGGGCAGCCAACGCAGCUGUCGUCCGACUCCAAGGGCGAGCGCCUUGCCUACGCGUCGGGCAAAUCCAUCUUCGUCCGGUCCAUCGACGAUCCCGCCGUCAGUCGCCAGUACACGGAGCACACCGCCCAAACCACGGUUGCCCGCUUCGCCCCCUCGGGCUUCUACGUAGCCAGCGGAGAUGCGUCGGGUGCAGUCAAGGUCUGGGACUGCGUUGGCGAGGGUGCAACAAAGGGCGACUACCACAUCAUUGCCGGGCGCAUCAAUGACCUGGCCUGGGACGGCGACUCGCAGCGCAUCAUCGCCGUCGGCGAGGGCAAGGAGCGUUUCGGGCACUGCAUCACCUGGGACAGCGGCAACAGCGUGGGCGAGAUCUCGGGCCACUCGUCCCAGAUCAACUCCGUGUCCAUCAGGCAGCAGCGCCCUCUCCGCGCCGCCACGGGCAGCGACGACACAAGCAUGGUCUUCUACCACGGCGCGCCCUUCAAGUUCAACACCAGCGCGCGCGGCCAGCACAACCGCUUCAUCUUCGGCACCGCCUUCAGCCCCGACGGCACGCACCUGGCCACGGUCGGCGCCGACAAGCGCAUCUGGCUGUACGACGGCAAGACGGGCGAGGCCAAGACGCAGAUCGGCGACGGCGUGCACACGGGCAGCAUCUUCGGCGUGUCGUGGGACAAGGACUCGAAGCGCUUCGUGACGGCCAGCGCCGACCAGACGGUGCGGAUCUGGGACGUCGAGACGGGCUCGGCCGUGCAGACGUGGCGCAUGGGCGACGAGGGCGUCGUCAGCAUCGGCGACCAGCAGGUCGGCGUCACCUGGCCCGCCGGCCGCAGCGACGGCACCAUCAUCUCGGUCGACCUGGACGGCAACCUCAACUACCUGGCCGAGGGCAGCGACAAGCCCACGCGCGUGGUCCGCGGCCACUCGAAGAACAUCACGGCCGCCACCAUCCAGGACAACACCUUCUACACGGGCAGCUACGACGGCCGCGUGCGCGCCUGGGACGUCUCCACCGGCCUCGCCGAGAACAUCGACGGCGAGAGCCACAGCAACUUCGUCGCCGGCUUCUCACCCUCCUCGGACUCGGGCGAGCCCCGCGUCUACAGCGUCGGCUGGGACGACACGCUGCGCCAGAUCUCAUCCAACAGCAAGUCCUUCGCGGGCGCCAAGACGGAGCUGCACUACCAGCCCAAGGGCGUGGCGGCCACGGCCGGCGACCUCGUCCUCAUCGCCUCGCCCUACUCCGUCUCCAUCUUCAAGGACGGCAAGGAGGCGUCGUCGCGCCCCAUGCCCUACCCGCCGACCUCCAUCGCCGCUUCCGGCAACCUCGUCGCCGUCGGCGGCGAGGACAAGGUCGUCCGCGUCUACGAGCUCGACGGCACCUCCCUCCGCGACAUCGGCGUCGAGCUCACCGCGAGCACGUCCGUCAUCUCCACGCUCGCUUUCUCCCCCAAGGGCUCCUACCUCGCCGUCGGCAACACGGGCGGCAAGAUCCAGGUCUACGACGCGAAGGCCGGCAAGGACGCCGAGUGGCCGCUCGUCACGGACCGCUGGUCGGCGCACACGGCGCGCAUCACGGCCAUCGCGUGGAAUGAGACGGAGGAGUUUGCGGCGAGUGGCAGUCUGGAUACGAACGUGUUUGUGUGGAGCGUGGCGAAUCCGGGCAAGAGGGUUAGGCAGCUCAAUGCGCAUAAGGAGGGCGUGAGUGGCGUGGCGUGGGUUGGGGGUGGUGCGGAGAAGGUGCUGUCUACGGGUGGUGAUUCGACGGUUAAGGUUUGGAAGGUUGAGGGGGUUGUUUAG